ACCAUCGUAGUUCUCGCUGGGCUGCUUUCAGCAUGUCUACGCUCAGCGAAGAUAAUGUUGCGAAUGGUCAGGCCCCCAUCUCGCUUGAGCAGGCUCAGGCGAUAUUCGACGCGUAUUACAGAGGCGAAGGCAAGGAUCUUACGUCGGUGUCUACCGUCACAGACAGACUGAGGAGCGGAUUUAGGUGAGACGUGGUGCCUUUGGUGCGUGUAACUGUCCCUGAACAUAUUUGUAUCUACUGUGCAUCGAAGUUCUAUUGCGCCAAGCAGGUCGUACGCUGUGCAUCUCAAUGACGGCGCGUCCUACUUGCUCUUGGUCUCGCCACCUCCGGCGAAGACAUCAUUUACUUUGGAAGAGCCAUCGUCCCUACACACACCUCUCACGACCUAUCAAUACUUGCUGAAGUUAGUGUCCGAAAGCACCAGUAUUCCUCAGCCUACGCCGCUCCAUAUGUCGGAUACCCUCGAUAUCGUACCCUACGACUAUCUCAUCCUUUCCUAUCCUCCUGGCGUCUCUCUAUCAGAGCUUAGGCGACUCGGGAAGCUGUCAGAACGCCAAAAUGUUCUGCUCGAUUUAGAGAUCGGUCGCUGGAUGCGCGAGAUGCAUGACCGUAUCCAGAACGACUGGUUCGGUCUACCCAAACCCACGCCCCCAGCGUCCGCGGCACCGCCACUACUACCCAGCAUUCCCGGUUUGUCAAGUCUCGGCUUCGGGCAGCAGGGUGCAGACGACGACGAACCGUCGUACAGCUGGCAGGAGACGUUCACGUCCCUGCUGGAGUCGAUGCUCAGCGCCGCGGAAGCGCGCGGCCUCGUGUCGAGCGCGUCGUGCGGCGCACUGCGCCAACCCUUAGGGCGCGCAAUCGGCAGCUUCCUGUUUGACGACUGCGAGGUCCCGAGCCUGCUCACUUUCCUCGCGGACGCGGGCAGCGUGUUCGUGCACGUCCCCGCGGAGGGCGCCGAGCCGACGAUCACGUCACUGCUCCCGCCAACGUUUGCGUUAUACGGCGACCCGCUCCUCGAGACGUUCUUCCUCGCGUCGGGCCCCGAGGACGGCGCGCUUCCAGGGCCGGCGCCCAGCCAGGCGCUGCUCGAGGGCUAUGGCGGCAGCCCGAUUGUGUUCAGGAGGCAGAAGACCAAGCGCGUUUGGUACGACGUGUUCCUCGCUCUGGUAGUGCUUUUAGCCGCUCGUGGUGCUGCCGUGGGUGGCCCUGAGGUGGAGAGGCUGCUGGACUGGGCUCGGCGACGACUGGAAGAAUGUGUUGAUAUACUCAAGGACGCGCCGUGUUACUAAUAGAACAUGUUCAAUGCUACCAGAUAUCGACGAACCCUUUGGCGGACGAUGGCUAUCGCGAUCAGCCCCUGUACAGGUCGCUAUGUAAACAGAUUGAGAGUGUCUUGGAAUCCGGCUUGAUACGAGUGUAACCGAGGAGUUUGUUAUUUUUAGGUGUCAACUGUCCGGCU
This is a messenger RNA of Phanerochaete carnosa HHB-10118-sp, 1463 nucleotides long. RefSeq lists its product as uncharacterized. NCBI's taxonomy places the organism in Eukaryota, Fungi, Basidiomycota, Agaricomycetes, Polyporales, Phanerochaetaceae. The record is from RefSeq and is a predicted model, not a curated record. Bases 451 to 1293 code for a protein of 280 amino acids. The transcript has a single exon.